Molecule: messenger RNA, 4726 nt
Organism: Ostrinia nubilalis (European corn borer)
Lineage: Eukaryota; Metazoa; Arthropoda; Insecta; Lepidoptera; Crambidae
Product: WD repeat-containing protein 47
Exons: 10
Coding region: 206-2890 (894 amino acids)
Molecular function (GO): protein binding
Source: RefSeq, a predicted model, not a curated record
AUCUGUCUGACUGAUGGAAGUCUUUCUGUGUUACAAAGCUCUCUCAAAAUUUUAAUUUAUUAUGUGGAAGUGGAGUUUACUGAAUAACUUACGCCAAAUUGUUGCAUUCAUGUUUAAAUAGAUGCAUAAUUAUAAUCUUGAUCGUCUGCUGUACCCUCAGUAGCUGGCUUAAACGAGCUUGAAGAGUGCAUACAGCAGCGGCAAAAUGCCCUCGACGCAUUUGAACCUGCGCGAAGACGACGUGGUGCGCCUGUCGCUCGAGUUUCUCCACAACCGCGACCUGCACAUAACGCAGCUGUCGCUCGAGCGUGAAACUGGUGUCAUCAAUGGUAAUUACGCUGACGACGUACUAUUCCUACGACAACUCAUACUAGACGGACAAUGGGACGAUGUCCUAGAGUUUAUUCAACCUCUCAGCGCCCUCAAGGCUUUCGAAGCUGACAAAUUCAAUUACGCCAUUCUAAGACACAAAUACAUAGAACUUCUAUGUAUACGAUCAGAAAUAAAAGCUUACAAUAAUGUGGAGAAUAUAGUCGACGAAGUUGUUAAAGUACUUAGCGAUCUUGAAAAAUUAGCGCCUUCUAAAGAAGAAUACUCAAAUCUAUGCUUACUUUUAACUUUACCAAGUAUUACAGACCAUGCACAAUUUAAAAAGUGGAAUCCUAGUAACGCUCGCGUUCAGUGCUUUCGCGAAGUGUAUCCUUUAGUAGAACAAUUUUUACCCUGUGACAAGAAAUCAAGUGGCACUGUCUCUAAGUGUGCUAAAAAUGAUCGACUUAUGCAAUUGUUGAUAAAAGGAAUCCUGUACGAGUCUUGUGUAAAUUACUGCCAAGCUAAAGCUACAGGGUCGGAGACGCAAUCAAAUGAAGUUAAUUUCUCCAGACUCUUAGAUGGGUCUGGCUUUGAUGAGUCCGAUUUGAGUUUACUGUCUUGGCUGCAGUCCAUUCCAGCAGAAACUUUUAGUGUCCCUUUCGAGCAGAGAAUGUUGAAUGUUGAUGUCGAAAAAUUGGAGCGUCCCUCACUGCAUACAUCAUGGACGGAACACAUGCUCGUAACUCCCAUCAAGCCUCGCACAUUCCCGCAUUUAGCGAUGCCUUUCCGAAGGCCACGCUCGGCCGCCGACGCCAUGACUAGAUCGCUGCGGCCGCUGCCCGACGGGGCUCCGAGGCAUCCAGCGGUAAUGGCGCUGUCAGCGAUCGAUUACGGUCCAUCAACUUCAUGUUUUGCCGGAUUUCAUCUCACUGGCAUUAAGGGAAGUAAAAUAAUGAACACCUCUGUUGAUAGAUUAUUCGACAACAAAAACAGUGAAAGCAUUUUUAACGGUUUGAGCGAUUCUCUGAAGCCGAUCAAUGAAAAACUGAAGCCAAUCGGCGAGUUCACCGCGUCGAACAAAACUAACGAAGCAAGUAGCAUCGGCGCCUCGAAUGCUACCACACCGGAACACCGGGGGCAGGACUAUUCGGCGUCCACGUCGAUUUCAACUACUGCAGCGUCAAAUUCCUCACUCGCCGAGCGACCGCCGCAGCAAGCUGAAGCGGCGGCUCUGCCCGGCCCUGACGGGGAUUUCAGACGAGAGCUUCUGAAGGAAUAUCAGAUGCAGAAACAACGAGAAUGUGACGAUUACCUACGCAACCUACAUUCCGCUGAUUUACGGCAGCAAAAAACCAUGGACCCAGUUGGGGAUGCUGGAUCACCGUUUCCACCGCCCGUUAAAUAUGGCCAGCAGCCGCCUGUUGACAAAAUGAGACAAGAACAACAACAACAGUACGCGAGGAGAAACGAUAUGAACGAGAUUUCGGAAAUCGGCGAGCCGUCCAAUGCCCAAACCAGAAAUGGUAGCCACCAGAGCGCUCCGCUGUCAGCGCCCAGUGGCAUCGCGGGUGCCGAGGUAAACGGCUCCCGACCCACCUUCAAACCCGUCACUGUGCUAGAGGACCUUCAGGCAGUUCGGUGCGCCGAAUUCCACCCCAACGGAAAACUAUACGCAGUCGGAUCGAACACGAAAACCCUUAGGAUAUGCACAUACCCGAAGAUUGAGGAAAUCAAGGACUACAACAACCCCACGGCCCCGACAGUUCUUUUGAAGCGGACGAAACACCACAAAGGAAGUAUCUACUGUCUUGCGUGGAGCCCGGCGGGGGACCUGCUCGCCACCGGCUCCAACGACAAGACCGUGAAACUGAUGCGAUUCAACAGCCACACUUGCAACCUUGAGGGGCAGGAGGUCGAGCUGACGAUGCACGACGGCACGGUCCGCGAUGUGUGCUUCAUCGAGGAUACGUCGAACAAAACGAGCCUGCUGGUCAGCGGCGGCGCCGGCGAUUGCAAGAUAUACGUCACGGACUGCGCCACCGGCAACACCUUCCAAGCUCUGAGUGGUCACUCCGGUCAUGUCCUGUCGCUGUAUAACUGGGGCGGAGCCAUGUUUGUGUCCGGCAGCCAGGACAAGUCCGUCCGCUUCUGGGACCUCCGGACAGGCAGCUGCGCGAAUAUCAUCUCCCCGCCCGCCGGACUUUCAAAUAAGAGCUCAGCGGUGGCCUCGCUAGCGGUGGACCCGAGCGGGCGGCUGCUGGUGUGCGGGCACGACGACGGCUCGUGCGCGCUGUACGACGUGCGCGGAUCGCGCGCGCUGCAGCGGUUCACGCCGCACGCGGGUGACGUCAGAAGCGUGCGCUUCUCCCCCGGUGCUUACUAUCUGCUCACGGCUGGCUACGAUGGGCGGGUGGUGCUAACUGACUUGCAAGGCGACUUAACCUGCGCCCUGCCAAGCGUGCCCGUGGCGCGGCAUCCGGACAAGGUGAUAUCGGCAAGAUGGCAUCCAGACGAUUUCUCUUUCCUUUCCACCUCGGCGGACAAGACAGCCGUCCUCUGGACCAUACCGCCAGUUUAGUAUGCGUACGCAAUACGUACGGCACCCGAAACAUACAAUACGCGACUUUGUACCGACCCAACGACAUUACGUUAAAAUAACAGUCUAAAAUUAUUAAAAAAACAUUCGUUAAGUAGCGGCUUUUCAACGUCACCGCGUACGCAAAUGUUCGUAAUUUAUUUAUAUUGUUGCUAUAUUGAUUUUGUAUUAUGAACUAGUGUCGUUAAAGCCUCAUCUCAUUUGUGUUUAGCUUAUAAGGUAAAUGUUUUACGUAAUAUCUAAAAAGAGGUUAAUAUAACUGAUAAAAACAUAGAUUCUUGCUAACACAAUAAUACAUCAUCUUUUAUUAGACUAUUGUCGUCACACGUAUAAGUCGUGCUAAGUGGUAUCCGAAUUGAGGAUAAUUUGGUAUUUGUUUUUUUACGAGGUAAAAAAAACAUCACAUUAGAUACAACGAAUCAAAUUGUUUAUCUGGACUAACCGUAACACUCAAACAUCGGUGGAAAUAAUUAAAAAUUACAGUGAGCUCUAAAAAAUCUUAUAGUGAUUGUGUUUACUUUAAGUAUAUCUCGAAUAAUAUGUCAAAAUUAGUAUCAAAAACAAUGAAUCGUUUAAGUUAAAAGAGUGCGAGGUUUUCUUUUCAAGAUAAAAAUCAAACUAAUAAACUUAGAAGAAUCUGUAUAUUCGAAGCUAAUACAAUCGUUUGGCGGGCAGCAAUUACGUAGGUACCUAUAGAACGCGAAACCGCCUCUAAGUUAUUACGUAUUGCAAUAUAAUUUAACGGGCUUUAAAAUGUGAUUACUGCGGGGCGUUUUGAACCUCGCUCAAAUCGCAACUGCAAUCCCGUAUGAGAGCUUUAAAAUGAUGGCCCGAUGGUAUGAUGGUAUUCUAUUUAUUAAUCAUUCACUUCACAAAGUGCGAACAAAGGACUGAAAUAAACAUAUACUUAAAAACAUUUGUGUAGAAUAGAUAAUGGCCGAACAAAAAAUAUAAGGGAUAUUCUGCAUAAUGUGACUGCUCCUCAGACGGAAAAAAUCUUUUCAGCGAUAAAUAAUCGUUAAUUUAAUUCAAUAUUGAUCCCGUAGAAAGUGUAGCGUUUUAGCAGUAGAAUCAACUUUAUUGUAUGUGCACAUUAUGCAGCAUCGCCCUGUAUAGUCGAUGUCGACUAGGCUGAACUCAUCGUUAACGACAGCCGAUUACAAAUAUGUACUUAUUUAAACCAAUACAUUUUAUGUAAAUAUUUAAAAACGCAAAUAGCUGACGAGUGAUUAAAAUGUCACAAUUAGUGAAUAUUACAUAAUACAUACAUACUCUUUAGAACCUAUUUAUUACGUUUAUGAUAGUAUCUUGUGAAACGAGUAAGUCUUUGAUGCUCCUGCAAAUAAUGAAAAUAAAGUAAAAAUACACCCAGUGGUUCAGUACUACUAACUGCUACAAAAACUUAUCUGAUUACAAAAAUAUGAUUCAUUUCUAAACUGGUACAAAUUAAAAUUAAAAUGAUAAGAGGAUUGGAAAUAUGAUUGUGAUUUUAAAAUUAAAAAGGAUUGUAGAAGGGUUUAAGUUCUGUUACUUUUAUAACAAAAGUGAUUCAUAAGUUGCUCAUCAAAUUAAUAUUGUAAACAAGACCAUUAAUUUAACAAUGUCAGGUUUAAGCAAAAGACAAGUUAAACAUAUUAAUAAACAACUAUACUCUUACUAAACGUCUUUAGAAGUGUAAAACAUUUAAUAGUGUUUUGUUAACUACACUAAUUUCCAAUCUUAAAGAUUAUAAUGUUACUUAAUAAUUCUAAUUAUCAAUCUUUAUAUAACAAUUUAAAGUUGAUGGACUGUGCACAAAUUAAAAUACAUAUUAUAUAA